GAGUCUUGAAAGCUGUUCAUCUCUUAGAUCGAGUAGUUAUCAUUGGCUCUGCUAAAUAGCAUUGUCCGCCGCGUCAACUCAACCGAGUUCCUGCAUUUGAUAGAACGAAAAUAUAUCGUCUAGAACGACCUGCCCAAGGGGAUUAAGCAGCUCUGGUAGUGUUGCAUGAAGGGUAAUCUUGAGGUAUAUAGCAUAUCUGACUCCGGGCGGCAAACCAUACGAUCUCGUUACAUCGCGUCCCCCGCACUUCCGUGAUGUCUGACUUUCUAUAAAAGGGAAUACGGACGCACGCCCCCAAACUGAUCGACCAUCCGCAACGGUGGCAUUGACAGAUGGAAAAAUUAGGGAAAUUAUACAAUUAUCCGGCCGUACUCGCCAUACAUUAUGCCGAGAUGUUAAGUAUAGGGGUUUCUGUGCUACGCAGUAUAUAAUAUGAGAUAGGGGAGGUAGUGAUCGGCGUAGUUUGUUAGUGGUAGCCGUAGGUUGGAUUGCUGCUCGAUUAGACAAGACAAACUAUCUUAUCGCAAACAUGAAGCCGUACUCACUUCUAUGGGCGGCGUCCAGUGUGCUGGGUGCCUCGUGGAUCGCGCCAGGAGCCGUGUGGACUGAUACCGAUGGGAACAAAAUCGACGCUCAUGGCGGUGGUGUCGUGAAGCGCGGCGACACCUUCUACUGGGUCGGUCAAGCAGCUAGCAAUCAAACGCCGCAGAUGUACUCGUCUACCGAUCUUGUGAACUGGAAGAACCUUGGGAAGCAAGCCAGCGCCGUUACUGGUAUGUGGCGGCCUAAGAUAGCAAAGCCAAAUGGUUCAUUCUGGUUGUAUGGCCAACAAGACCGCUAUGUCCUUUCCCUCAAGUCGUCGGCACAAGUUGGUGGCUAUAGUCAGUCAGCUAAGGUUCAUAUCCCGCCGAGCGAUUAUUCCUACUCGGACACCGGCAUGUUUUAUGAUGAAAGCACAAGCACCUAUUAUCUCCUAACUAGUGCCGAUCACAACACCGUCCAGGUUAACCGCAUUAACUCCGACGGAUCACUUGGAGACAAGGUUUCAAGCCUUACGGGAGGAGCGUACGAGGCUCCGGGUAUAGUGAAAGCUGGCGGUGUUUACUUCCUUAUCGUCUCCGGAAAGACCGGAUGGCGCUCCAAUCCUAACAAGGUCUUUUGGUCGACCUCGAUUAACGGUCCCUGGGCUGGGGGAUCAGAUAUCGCUCCCCAGGCAGAGAAUACCUAUGGUUCUCAGAACACCUUUGAACUGACGGUUGCGGGUUCCAAGGCGACCACUUACAUCUACAUGGGCGAUGCUUGGGACUCGAAGGGUGGUGCUAGCUCGAACUAUGUAUGGGCUCCUAUGAAGAUCGAUUCUAGUGCCCACACCGUCAAGAUCGACUAUCAUUCGAUGUGGAAGGUCGACGUCAAGACCGGCGUAGUUUCUUACCCCAGCACGGCGAAGCGUUACGAGGCCGAGCACGCCGUUUUAUCAGGCAGGACAGUUGUGAGAGAUUGCAACGAGUGUCUGACCAAGCGCGCCGUGCAUGGUGUUGGCGACUCAAGCGAAGUGACUUUCCACAAUGUUACCGGCACUGGCGCGCGUCAAUGGCUUUCUUUCCAUUACCGAGCCAAUAACCCAGAAGCCGGAGAAGCGCAUAUAUAUGUUAACGACGAGCCCGCCGUCAACAUCUCGAGCUUGAACUCUCGCGCGGGUUAUCACUCAUCUACCCCGGUCGAACUCCUCCUGAAGCGCGGGGAUGUGAAUACCAUCACCUUUGGAGCUACAGGAAGUGAUGGAUUUGAGGUUGCUGUGGAUGGAAUCGAGCUGUUUGAAGAAGACGAGUGAUGCAGCGUUUUAUGUUCUCUCUGUACAUACUAAAUUUGAUACUGUGUUUUAUAUAUUAGUAUCUUGAAUACUUACAUAUUACUCGAACAACUUCCGAAUUAUCGUAAAU
Annulohypoxylon maeteangense is the source of this 1940-nucleotide messenger RNA. RefSeq names its product carbohydrate-binding module family 35 protein. The coding region runs from base 530 to 1831 and encodes 433 amino acids. The transcript has 11 exons. Gene Ontology annotation, molecular function: hydrolase activity, hydrolyzing O-glycosyl compounds. The record is from RefSeq and is a predicted model, not a curated record. Gene Ontology annotation, biological process: carbohydrate metabolic process. NCBI's taxonomy places the organism in Eukaryota, Fungi, Ascomycota, Sordariomycetes, Xylariales, Hypoxylaceae.